Molecule: messenger RNA, 1677 nt
Organism: Peniophora sp. CBMAI 1063
Lineage: Eukaryota; Fungi; Basidiomycota; Agaricomycetes; Russulales; Peniophoraceae
Source: the annotation of a GenBank genome assembly
AUGAUCGGACAGGUUCUUGCCGCCUUCGUGGCCAUCGUUGUCGCCCUCGCCGGGAAGGACAUCUAUCACUUCAUUCAGGGAACCCUACACCCGUUCUUCUCUCCUCUGCGCAAUGUGCCGGGCCCGCCCUCUGAUGCGAUCUUCAUGGGGAGUCUACGCGCGAUCAUCGCUGCUGAUCCUUGCGAGUUGCAUGUGAAGUGGGCGAAGCAGUACGGACCGGUGGUCAAGUACAAGAUGCUUCUCAACCGCGAGAGGUUGAGUAUCAUGGAUACUCGAGCUGUGGGACAUAUACUGGCCCACCCGAUGGACUAUGAGAAGCCUGCACCGAUCCGACAAGCGCUGAGUACCAUGCUGGGGAAUGGUUUGCUCUCUGUCGAGGGAGAGACACACAAACAGCAGCGACGCGUUAUGAGCCCAGCCUUUGGUUUGCCUCAGAUCCGUGAGCUCACUGGCAUCUUCCUCUCUAAGUCGAUACAGCUUCGCGACAUAUGGGCGACGAAGCUGCAGGAGAAGCAGCUCGAGACCAACCCGGACGAUUCAUCGUCUGGAAAGAUUGAAGUGCUUUCGUGGCUCAACAAGAUGACGCUAGACGUGAUCGGACUGGCAGGUUUCAACCACAGUUUCGACGCACUCAGUCCCAAUGAAAGUCAUCAUGAGCUCAAUGGAGCCAUACGAACUCUCCUAAAGAACUCUGAGAACCCUUCCACAUUAGACAUUCUUCACAUCCUUAUCCCAGCGACGCGUGUUGUUAAGAGCAAAAGAGACGUCGAGAUCACGGAAGCGCGCGCUAUCCUGGACCGAGUAGGGAAGCAGUUCCUUGCAGAGCGCAAGGCGGCUGUUCUCGCGUCCGGAGAGAGCAAGGUACAGCGCAAAGACGUCGUAGGAAAGGAUCUGCUAUCGUUGCUCGUACGCGACAACAUGGCAAGUGACAUCCCCGAGGACAGCCGUAUGACGGAUGAGGAAGUCCUAGCUCAGGUUCCUACUUUCCUGUUGGCAGGCCAUGAGACGACCUCCACAGCCGUGACCUGGAUCCUGUACGCGCUCUCUCAGAAUGCAAAGGCGCAAGAUAAGCUCCGGGAAGAGCUCCGCGCGUGCGACGGGGACGAGCCAAGCAUGGAGACGCUCAAUGGACUUCCUUACCUUGAUUGCGUCGUUCGCGAGACGAUGCGACUCUUCUCGCCAGUUUCGAACACCCUUCGCGUUGCGAUGAAGGACGACGUGAUUCCUACCGAGAAGGAAUGGGUCGACAACAAGGGCGUCCGCCGGACCGGAGUACCUGUGUCCAAGGGCGAUUCGAUCUUCCUUCCCUUCUUGGCGUUCUCGAAGAGCGAGGAGAUAUGGGGUGCCGACGCGAACGAGUGGAAGCCUGAGCGUUGGGCAAAGGGCGUCCCGCCAGCUGCCGCAUCUAUCCCGGGCAUAUGGGGCAACACCUUCUCUUUCUCCGGAGGAGCGAGGGCGUGCAUUGGUUACAGGUUCUCGGUCAUUGAGAUGAAAGCAAUCAUCUAUACCCUCAUUCGUGCUUUCAAGUUCUCUAUGUCUGUCGCCCCAUCGGAUAUCAAGUUCAAAUCGACUGCCGUUACGCGCCCGCAUCUCAAGGACAAAGUUAACGACGGCCCGCAAUUGCCGCUCUGGGUAAGCCUCGUAGACUCGGAGGCUGGAUACGUGCACGUCGCGUAG